CCAGAGGUUUUCAUAGUCCCGUUCUUUCAAACCUAGUUCUGGAGACCGCUUCUUGCUUUUCGUAGCCCGAGUUGAUAUUUUCCAGCUCUGCAAGAAAGUAAGAAGCAAGUAAUCUCUAAUUAUCGCUCGAAUUGAUGACAACUGUGGAGCGAGGAGUUGGCGGGAAUACCCUUCUGCGCGCAACUCGUUUCCGAUAGGUUUGUCCACAUUUACUUUCAUCCUUUUUGUCUUACACGAAAAACAUUAUUCCAUGACUUGGAACCUCUACCACAAAAUGACAUCGGAAACUCCCCUCGUUCGGGAACGAGGCGCGCAAUACCCGGAUUUUUUCAAAAAGUGAGAACGCAGCGAGUUUUCGUGUGGGCUCUCGUUCCGGAACGAGAAACGAAGUGAGAACUCACUGAAUUGCCACUCCAGGACUUUUUAAAAAGUGAGAACGCAGUGAAUUCUUGCGCGGCUUCUCGUUCCGGAGCGAGAAAUGGAGUGAGAAUUUACUGAAUUCUCACUCCAGGACUUUUCAAAAAGUGAGAACUCAAUGAGUUCUCACUUGGUUUUCGUUUCGGAACGAGAAAUGGAGUCAGUAGAAUUUAGUGAAUUCUCAAUCCCGGUAAAUUCGGGAUCCCAAAGUGGGACUUUUCAAAAAGUGAAUAUUCACUGAAUUUUCACUCGAUUUCUCGUUCCGGAACGAGAAGCCGAGUGAAAAUUCAGUGAGUAUUCACUUUUUGAAAAAAAUAACUUUUGGAGCAUGCAUGUUUCUGGAGAGAGGCUUCGGCUCCCGGGCGGAGUUAAAAUUUUCCGAAAGUGAAUACUCACUGAAUUUUCACUCGAUUUCUCGUUCCGGAACGAGAAGCCGAGUGAAAAUUCAGUGAAUUUUCACUUUUUCUUUUUGAAAAAAAUCACUUUUGGAUCACGAAUUUUCCGGGAGAGAGACUUGAGCUCCCAGAGUGAAAAUUUUCAAAAAGUGAAAAUUCAGUGAAUUUUCACUCGAUUCCUCGUUCCAGAACGAGGCCUCGUUCCGGAACGAGGCCUCGUUCCGGAACGAGAAAUCGAGUGAAAAUUCAGUGAAUUUUCACUUUUUGAAAAUUUUCACUCCGGAGGCGAAGUUUUCCCGGAGCGCGAAUUCGGGAAGCAGGAUUUUUCCAAAAGUGAAAAUUCACUGAAUUUUCACUCGAUUUCUCGUUCCGGAACGAGAAACCGAGUGAAAAUUCAGUGAAUAUUCACUCCUGGAACAAUCUCACUCCGCUAUUUCGAAAAGUGAAUUACUAGGCUUCUGGUUCUUCCGGAGCAAGGGCUCGCUGAAUUACCACCCCAGAGAAAAGCUAUCUCAUCCCGGAAUCAUUCUAGAAGUGGGAUUUUCGUAGAGUGGCAAUUCAGUGAGUUAUGACUACAUGAACAAAAAAAAACCGCAAGCGCUGACCUUUUACAGCACACAUGGCAGAAAUAGGGCGAGGGCUACCGAUUCAAAUUGCAGGACGUUCCGUAAGCGUGUUGCUCUGUCGCUAGUAGCGUUUGCUGCAUGGCGCGAAAAAUUUUUUGCGAGCCUUCUAAUUGCAGCGCGCUAUUGCCCGCGCCACAUCGCCGAUAGGAACGCCCUGCCACACUGCCUGCAAGGUGCCUGUGAUGUCGUUCGUAAGCCACGCCCGAUUUUUGUGGUUCGCAACGUCGCCCGAUGUUUUGGCUUCAGUAUGUUUAAAACGCUCAAAGUUGUAGCAUUUGGGCUCUCGUUCCCCAACGAGGGGAGUUUCCGACGCAAAGGGGGGGGAUUUUCCAAGUCAUGCAUUAUUCAUAUUCUUCAAAACCAAAAGCAAAUUCAUCUGUGUUGUGUUAUUGAAAAGUCAACUACAUCAUUCUGAUUUUUGUUCUUCAAUUUUGCCUUUUCUAACUCUCUUCGAAGUGGUUACAGCUACUAUCGAAGGGGCUACCACUACAAGCGCCUAUUUGCGAAACCGUCACGCCUCGUCGACGCAACCAACCCGUCCGCCCCUCGCAGAAGUUCAAGUUGUAGAUCAUGGGUCGGCGUAAGAAAACCAAGGCCGAGGAGGAGGCGGAGGCCAAGGCGAAAGCGGAAAACGAGAAUGCGAGUCAGCUGGAGAAGCUGAAGCAGUUCCUGGUAUGCGUUGCAAAAGCUGCCUCGUUGUACCUACGGAGUAAUUCUUGCAUCACAAAUCUCUUUUGAUGUGUCAAAAAAGAAGUUUGUCAGGCACAUGCUGGAACAAAAGCAAAACGUAUGAGAAAUUGAGAAUGCAUGAUUGCAAGUACUACGACUACGAGUACUACAGCACAACUUUUGCAAAGGAUACCUCGCCGACAUCAACAAAACGCCGGAGGAAUUGGAGCGGCGCAAGCGCGACGAGGAAGACCCGCUGAUUUCUGAUGCGAGCGACGAGCCGACCGACUACGAGUCCCCGGGCACGCCCCCGAAGGUGCCCACCCCCGAGGGGCUCAGCGAAGAUGAGUACUACAAGAUCUACCGGCAGCGCCGGAUCGACGCGGCGCAGCGGCUGCAGCGGCGCGCCCGCCGGGCGGCGAAAAAGAAGAUCCGGAAGACCACGAUCGAGUGCCUGGAAUGGCAGCUUGGCUUCAGCGACAACUUUUGCGAGCUCGCGGCUUCGCGGCUGAAUAGCCCCAUUUUGCGACACUACAAGAAGUCGAAGAUCCGGAAGUGCGAGGCCUUUCUGAUCCAGGACGUGGAACUGCUGCGAAAACCGAGGUUGGAAGUGAAAAACGCGUUUCCGAAAACCUUCAACAUGGAAAUGACGUGGAACGACCUGCACGAGAUUGUGUUGGAGUUGACGAAGCCGAAAGAGACCGAGGAGCAGAAGAAGAAGCGGCAGGGCGUGAUGGGCCCCAAGGGGCUGACCACCAUGGACGACUUUCUCGACGGCGCCGUCGCCGAGGAACCCACGACAGACGAGGAGGAGCUGGCCAAGCGCAAGCAGGCACUGAAGGAAAAAGCGGAGCGGCAGGCCGAGCUGGCGAAGAAGCGGUUAGAUUUAGAAAAGGAGCGGCAGUCCACGACCAGUGCUCCCGCCGGAGGCGGUCAACAUGGGGGGCUGCAGCAAGGGAGUGCGAGUGGUUCUACUUCUCGCGCUGGCACAGGAAGUAGAGGAGCUGCGAAUAAACUCCGCCAAGCGGUCGGACAAAAGUUGUUCACAAUUCGAAAAUUCUCCGCCGGCGGCCGGGUGGCGACCCCCUUACCGGGACUCGGACCACAGGCUGCCAGUGGUCCUCUUGGAGCAGAUAUGAACACCAUCAGGUCUCCUGUUGAACAUCAAGAUUCCACUGCUGGCAUCGACGACAAGCAGGCCAAGGAAGAGCGCGAACACCUAAAAACUGCGGUUUUCGGGGCGAGCGCGGUAAAGAAAAAGAAAACGUACAAGGCCCUCGCCAGUGCUAUGACAAUGCACACGAACUCCCCCUCCCCCUCAUUUGUAUAGCAUGAACGGCAAUACAAACAUCAGCAAGAAUGCCGGUUUUGCAUGACAAAUCUGCACUGGAUUGUAGUGCUCCUCGGGCUCCUUCUAGGAUUUGUCAUGCAAACAUUGCUACAAGGCAGCAGCUGGAUUUGGGAUUUUGCAUUACAAAUGAGGGUGAGGGGGAGUUGUGCACUUUCAUAAGUGCGAAGCGGAGAGUAGCGAAGAUAACGAAAACCAAAAAUGGCGAGGAACAAACGCCGUCGGUCGUGACCGGCGCGUCGGAGGUAGAGGGUGAUAUGCUCUCGGUUCGGGACGUGGACGCUUUGGUGGGCGGAACAGAAUCUUCUUCGCACCCACACCAGCAGAGCCGCGCCUUGAUUGACGAAGGGGCGGAGGCGGGCGACGAGUCAGACGAUAGUAGAGACGAGGAGGAAGACGAAUCUGAUUAUGAGGGCAGCUUGGAACAAGACGGUGGCCAGGGGAUGUUGACUGCAGAUCAUCCCCCGCGUCCGGCCAGCAAAAAGAUGGGCCGUCGGCAUCGGCAAAUCGAGCACGACCUGGCCGAAGCGGUGCAUCUCGGGGGCGAGAUCGCGCGGAAGCUCGAGGGUGAAGACCAGAGGGACGACGAGGCCUUGCUAGCAUCAGGUACUACAACUGCCAAGGUAGUAGUUCCGUCUCUCGACCUGGGGAAAGUUGCAGCUGCAACUACCGUUGGAGCUACCGACGCAGUCGUCCCAAGAGCAGUAGAUGAAGCGGAGCAAGAAGGGGGCCCAGCAGCACAAAAAGAGCUCAGUCCGGCCGAGAAGAAGAAGGCCAGGAAGGAGGAGAAGGCUGCGAAAGCGAAGGCGCAGCGGGAACUGCGCGCUGCCGAAAGAGAAAGUACUAGAGCGGCAGUAGUAGACGCAGGUGAGGACAACUACACGAAAGCGAAGGUAGAGCCGACGCUAACAUCAAUUGGUGAACAGCCAGAGCAUCAAGAGGAGAUGAAGAGUGGAUCAUAUCAACCACAAGGCGAUGAACAGGACGACUCUGGUACUUCUUCACCCUCCGCAAAAAUAAACCCAACGCUUUCUUUCUACGAGCAGAUGAAGUUGGAGCGCGAACAGGCCGACCGACAAGCGGCCGAGGACGAGGCGCGGGCCCGGGCCGCCGCCGCCGCGGCGCACAGCAGGAAAAAGAAGGAUUUUAGUUCCGGUGCGGCCGCCGCCGCCGAGCAGAUGGAGCAGGAGCGGUUAGUCAACGCGAAAAUCGCCGAGGAGCAGCGCGUGGAGAACGAUAUCCACAGGAAAUUUCCCGUACACGUACAAAUGCAGUCUCCGCAUGACAAAACUAGGGUCUGAUCCUAGUUUAGCAUGGCAAAUCUUUACACUUCAAAUUGGUGAAAUUUGUAAUGCAUUUUCUACAUAUGCGGGAAAUUUGUGUUGCAUAAACGACAAGAAAAAGCGCCAGGCGGAGGUGGAGGCCGCGCAACAGCGGAUCUUCGAGGUGGAAGAGCGGCACCGCAUCGCGGUGGAACGCGAGACCAAGCGGAAGGAAUUGAUACGGUUGGAGGAGGAGAAAAUCCUUGCUGAGGAGCGGCGACUGGCCGCGGAAAUCCGGUUCGAACAAGAGGAACUGGCCAAAGAGGAGGCGCGGCGGAAGAAAUACGAGGAAGAGAUGAACUACGAAUGGUCGCGGAUGCUUUUGAAUGACUUUGACUUCGACCGGGCGUGUCUCGCGGCGGAGAAGCGCGCCGCAUUCGAGGCGCAGAUGCGCGCCGAGGCAGAGAAUCAGCGCCGGAUCGCCGAGGAGCGGGCGCGGAUCGAGGAGGAGACAAAGAAGGAAAAAGCCCGGCUGGAAAAAAUGCGCGAGGAGGCCAAGAAGGCCGAGGUCGAGCGCCAGCAGGCCGCGCGGUGGGAAAAACGGGAGGCGGUGGAGCGCGAGAUGGCGCGGCAGAGCCAGCUGCUGUUGGAAUCGGUCCGGGGGAAGCCCGAACCGGAGGAGGAACGGACGCCCCGGGAGCUGCAAGACAUUCUGGAGGGGAAAGAGGUUAGUAUUACUCCGCGAGACGUGUAUGGGGAAGUGAAAAUCGAGGUGGACCACGUAGAGGGUACUAAAGAUAAAUCUGUAGUCGCAGAAGAUGGAGAGCUGGUGCCACAGGACGGGUCUGGGUCGCGCCCGGCAUCGUCCUCGCAAGGGUCCGACAAGAAGCGGCCGCGGUCGCGGCAGAGUAGCUCGCGCCCGUCAACCCGGUCGUCAAACAAAACAACCUCCUCGCGCCGGUCCGCGGCGGGGUUGGGCGCCGAAGGAGUGGGAGGACUACUAGGAACCGGGGGGGAAGAAGUAGGGGUCCCUGCGUCCGCAACAGGAGGCACAUUUGUUCCACAGGAGCAGCCAGGAGGUACCGAGCAAGAGGUUGUGCCUUCCGAACAAACCCGAGCUAGCACUUCUGCUUCGGCACCUCCAAGAGACGGCCUACUUGCAGGUACAACUAGUGGUGACCCUAUUUCCGCAUCCGCUUUUGCCCAAGACCAGCACAUCAGAGUCGAAAGUAGAACUACCGAGGAUCAACAUUCCAUGCCCGGGUUGCUCCCAUCCGCAUCCACACAAGAACAGCAAGUUCUACACGAAGAGCAGCUUCAAGCGGACGACACGCGGACCGUGACGGACAGCGUGCUUUCCGCGCGCGGGCUGGACACCGCGACGAUCACGAGCACGCCGCGGAUGCCCAGCGCCCGUGACGGCCGCCACGUAAUGGAGAAAGACAGUAGUGUCCCGGGGUCCAGCGCCGUCUCCAUGUCGGAAUCGGAGACGGUGCUCCGCGGCAAGGCGGCGGGGACGCCGAGGGAACCAACGGCGUUCGCGGGAGCUAUGGAGUUCUCAAGCGCUACAUUGUCAGUUGUCACAUGAUUUGUCAGUAACUACGUGAUCAAUCUGCUUCGCAUGAAGAUGUGGACCUAUGUAUCGGUCAAACCACAACCACGACCACACUAAUCGGUGAGAAGUUCUUAGCAACUCAGCAUGACCAUGAACAUGAUGAGAUUUUUGAGAGCGCAGCAACGCUUUCAAGGCAGCGAAGACAUUCUUCACGGAAUGACUAGCACACCAAAACACGAACAUCAGCAGGCCCCUGAUUAUCCUAGUCAUGCGCCUCACAUCAAUAAUCUAGUCUUGAACUACUGCCAAGAAACCAAUCACGAUCUCACCUUUACAGCGCCGGCGUUCAGAGUUCGGGACUACACAUAAACAAAUUCGCGAAUGGCAUCAAAACAGCCUGGCAAGAACCUGCGUCUGAUUUGUAAUGCGAGAGGUGCAAGUAGAACCUCACCCCUUUUCUUUUUGGUACCCUUGCGUCACAAAUUCGUGUACCAUUUGAGAAUGUAACGCUUGAGAAUUCCAUAGGCCCGGGCACGAGCUCCGCCGACUCGGACAGUGUGGCGCAUCAAUCCGCCACGGAAUCCGAGGGGGGCGCGGGGAAAACGAAGAAAGCGAAGAGAACACCCCGGCUGAGUGCGAAGCACGCGCCAAUCCCGGAGGAAAUGACCGCGCAGCUCGACCAGGAUGCCGAGGAAGCCGCGACAAAGGCGCGGCUGAUGAAGGAGCAGCUGAUGGAGAAGCGGCGGCGCGAGGCGGAGGAAAACGGGCUGCCGCCGCCGCGGGAAGAGGACCUGGAUUUUGACGCCUUGGACGAGGAGGAGGAAGACGAGGAGGGGCUGGAUACGGACAUUGAGGACCGAGAGUUUGUAUUGCAAGGAAAAAUCCCCCCUCCCCAUAUUGAAAACGAGCCCUCCUGAAAAUUUGUGAUGCACAUUUGUGACCACAAAUGCAAAUCCGCUCUGUCUUGCAAGAAGGCAGAUCUAGGCUGUCCGCCGCGUUAUGUAGGCGAUUUGUAAUGCCAUAAGGCCUACAGGGCAGACGUCUGCCAUGCUAGGCGCCUACAGCAGGAGGCCCCUGCCUUGGCUUGCGAUCUGCGUGCAGUGCUCUACUGCAAGACAAAUUUGAUUUAUGUACAGAAAUCCCGCAUCACAGAUUUCCGUUUUGGUAUGGGGAGGGGGGAUUUUUCGUUUUGAUAGUUCGUCGACUUUCACGACUGGACGCCGAAAUCUUCCAUGUUUGACACGGAAUCCGAGGAAGACUUCCAGCAGGACCGGGCUAUGAGAGUGCACAACCCCCCCUCCCUCUCAUUUGUAUAGCAAGAACAGCAAUACGAACACCAGCGCACGUGGAGCCACUGCAUGACAAAUUUUUUGUGUGCCUAGUGUAGUACUGUUUGGGGUUCAUCCGGAAUUUGUCAUGCAAACAGUGCCACAAGGCAGCGACUGGAUUUGGGGUUUUGCAUGACAAAUGAGGGGGCGAAGGGGAGUUGUGCACUGUCAUACGGGCGGACCUACAGGUAAUCAACGACAAGGAGGUGAAGAAGGCCCGCGAGGCGGAGGACCGCGCGGAGCGCAUGGGCAAGACAGUGGAGCGCAUGGAGACGCCGCGCACGCCCGAACCCGUGGAGAUCGACGUGCUGAACUUUGAUCUGGAGUUUGGCACCGCCAAGCCCGGCACCGAGUUACGGUUGAAAGUCGCGGAGCGGAAACAGGACCGCCUGGAGCGGAAAACCACGGCAAACAUCCGCAAGUCGGUGAGUAUGAAGUACGAAAAGGACCGCUACGAAGAGUACAAGCCGGAAGACCCGAGCACGAAAAAAUCCGACAUGUUUGGCUCCCCCACGGCGGAAAUCAAGGGCUGGCUGAAAGUGCAGAAGAUGUUUAAGUUCAUGGUGGAACUGAAGCACAAAGUAGAAGAACUCCGGUUGGAACGCAUGACCCCGGACCAGGUGCACGCUUCUGACGAAAAGGGGAAGUACUUUAACUUCUUCCAGCCGGUCCCCUUCCAACUGCCGGAAGAUAUUCAGUACCGAAUCACGAGUACGGGGGAAAAGCGCCGCGUCAAGCUGCCGGAGGAGAAAAUCCGGCUCCGGCAAAUCAGCGCGUGCAAUGCGGACGAGCGGCUGCGGUACGUGAUGAAGAAGCCGGACGCGAUCAGUUGGAUCUCCAUGGUGUACGAGUGCACGUUUGCGUUUUCGUUCGAAAAAACGAUGAUGCAGGAAGUGGACCGUGCGAUGCAGCGCAUGAACCUGGAGCGCGAGCGGCUCGAGGAACUGCACAUGAAGUGGCUGACUUUGUUGAUCAAGUCGAAAUUUGAAAACGGCGAAAAGUCGCCGAUGACGAAGGAACUGCAAAAGAUGGUGGACCACCUGCGCGAGAAGCACGAGAGUUGGCGGCCGGAGGAGUCGCUGGAGCGGAACUUCCGGGAUGGGGUGAGGUUUAUCCAGGGCGUACGGGAUGACCCGGAGUUGUGGCGGAUUUUGAUCUAUGGAUUGCAAAUGUGUCUGGGUCUGGGAGGAUGCAGCUUGUCAUGCCAAAUCUGAACGAUGCAAAAAAUCUGUGUUGCAUAAUAAAUUACCAACAGCCGACGCUUUUUUCAACAAGUUGAGAGGCAGUUUCUCAUGCAUGAUAGGCAUGAUAGGGAUCCCACAGAAUCUGUCAUGCUAGUGACUGCAUUUCAGACCUCAUGGGUCAUGGAAACUGGCAUGACAAAUCUUGUAUCCUUCCAGACCCAGACAUAUUUGCAUUUGAUAUGAUCAAACACCGAUCCUUCACCGACGAGGAGCUGGAAGUGGAUUAUCUAUUUCCCGACCGGCUCGUCGUGGAGAUUCUCGACCCCUUGCGGGUCACACCGGCGAAGUACCAAAUGCUGAUCAGCACGAGCAUGUACAACGGAAAAUUCUUCAUGAAGGAGGAGGAGGCGAAGCAGCAAAUCGUGUACCAACUGCGCCCAGAGCCGCUGUCCACGGUGUUGGCCGGCUACGCGGUGAGGAAGUACAAGUCGGAGGACGACCUGCGAAGGGAACGCAUGGUCAAGCAGCGCCGGCGAAACCAGCGGAAGGUCGACCACGAUUUCCAGAACCAGCUGCGGCUGCAGGAGGGCCUCGACAUGCUGCCCACGCCGCUCAACACGCCGAGUGAGCCCGACGUGCAGCCGGAGGAGGGUCCACAGAUGAUCAGCAUGCAGUUGCCCGGGGUGCAAAAGGAGGUCAUGAUAGAAGUCGAGGACGAAAACAAAAUAGUAGAACCAGGCGGAGGGGGGGAAGCAGCGACGUGAACGGGAGGACAAGUAUAGUUCCAGUUCGGCGAACAUAUGAUAGUCAUUUUUCGAUCAUCCUCAACAUCCAUAUCUGGUUGUACGACUUCAAUUGGUUAAAUUUCGGGUUUUGUAUCUACAUAAAAGUAGAAGUACAGUAUCUCUGUCUAAGUAUAAGUAAAAUACUAGAAAUCCUUUUGCUUUUACCUAUUUCAUGCCUUGUUCUGUACAGACAAAAUGUACCCCAUUCCAUGUCGAGCAAACGUGAAAUUGGUUUCUUUAUUCCAAAGUAACAAGUUAGUAGUGUCCGGCGUGGUGGUCUCCUGCCGUUUGCGUCAC
This is a messenger RNA of Amoebophrya sp. A120, 9866 nucleotides long. The record is from the annotation of a GenBank genome assembly. NCBI's taxonomy places the organism in Eukaryota, Dinophyceae, Syndiniales, Amoebophryaceae.